This is a messenger RNA of Colletotrichum higginsianum IMI 349063, 1248 nucleotides long. RefSeq lists its product as uncharacterized. Bases 1 to 1248 code for a protein of 415 amino acids. The transcript has 4 exons. Lineage: Eukaryota; Fungi; Ascomycota; Sordariomycetes; Glomerellales; Glomerellaceae. The record is from RefSeq and is a predicted model, not a curated record.
AUGAGUUUCGCAAAAGGAUCGAUUGCCAAGAACAGAUGCAAAUGGCACUACAAUACGAUUGUCAAUUGCGAUUAUGACCUUAAUUCAGACUCCAUCGGCGGUUAUUCACGUGGCCAAGUGCCUCCCGAGCCAGAUAUUGCAGGAAUUGGUAUCGUUGCUGUAUUCAUCGCAGUCACUUCUUUUGCCGUUCUCAUGGGCGUCUUCGACGCCCUAUGGAUACUACUCAAAAAAUGUCGGUCCAGGAGAUCAAAAGAUCGCUCCAGGAAACGCAAACAACUCUGGAACAACUUCAGUCGAUCGGAGUUCUUCCAGGCUAUCACGAUAUCCUGUAGCGACCAGCAGGUCUUCACGGGCGGGGCGUACGUCGUCACACUCCAGUUCUGGAAAGGCUGCUUCAUCACCGCCUAUCACUACAACAUCAUCGCCAACAUGCUGCUGCUCACUUGCGCGACUCACUUGAUGUCAGUUGUGAUAUCCAGGAACUAUUGGAAGAGCCCCCUCGUUGCAAUCGUCCGCGUAAUACUGAUCACGUCAGUAUUCAUAUUGACCGGGUUCGUGCUCUCGAGUCAAAAGUCCAACUUCCCGAUGAAGGUACCCGAAGAUGGUGAUCCGGAUGUGGCGCUCUUGCUUCGAGCCGCCUGUUAUCAGGAUGAGCGCGGCAUGGAGAUGCUGAGGAACAAGCUCGUCGACUCUUUCAAAGAUCCCGAGGCUGCAAAGCAAGCAUUUGUGUUUAGCAACCCGGGAAAUUUCAUCCACGGUUGGAACCUUUACCUUGCUAUCUUGGUAUGGUACGCCGUCACCAUUCUCGCCGAAUUCGGACGAUGGUUCUACCGGGCCAGAGAACGACGGAAGCAGAAAAAGUUGCAGGUCAUGGAAACAAGGGGCAAGCUCUUGCGCGGUCUGGAAGACCGCACAUCGUUCUUGGGCAAGAUCUUCUACUGGAUUUAUGGGUUUUACGUGAUGGGCGGACUUGUUAUUUGUGGGAUAACUGUGGUGGUUUGCGCCAUCCAGAUAAUGAAGUUGAGAAAGUGGGCGAAACGUUCGACAUGGCUCAAAGUCGAUACGGGAGGCCAGAGCGAGGAAGAUGACGCGACAUCCUUCGGGCAGCUCGUACCCAUCAUUCUUGUAGGAUUGGUGGUUUUCAGCGCUCUUGCAACGUUCAGUGACCUGCGGCUUCAAGGGAAACGUAACAAGGCCCAGGAGGUCAAGCCUACGAAGGGGCAUUAUGGCCCUAUACCCGGCCGUUAA